AUGGCUCCGCAACUGUGGCUCCUCGCGCCGCGGGCGCUGUGCUGCGUAACCCACCGGCGAGCCCUCCCUCUAGCAUCCCCCGGCGCAGCAGCUCCGCUGUGCUGCUUGCGGCCACUUCGAGUCGCUGCCAGGACGCCGGCCGCCGCAGCGGGCUUUGUGCUUGUUGCGUGGCGACACCGCGCGCGCGCUGCCCGUCGCUGCCAGCGCGCCUGCGUCGUCGUCCUGACUGACGCUGUACGUCAGAAGCCGGAGAAGGCCCGCGUCGUACAUGCUUCGGGUGGUCGCCUGCGGCCCUGCGACUCGCCCACCCCACGUCUGCGAGCUGCCAUGCGAGCUCAACGCCCGUGGCCCGUGGUUCUCGAGGCUUGCCUCUUGACUGUGCUCUCCGAUGCUCCAGCGCCUGACGUGCCGCCACACGCGCACCGGCAGCGCUGUGAUCGAUGUCCGCACCGCACACAGUAGUCUAAUUGCACUCCCAGCCGUUGCCUACAUGCACCCAUCCUUCCGCUGUGCCCUUCCUCGGCUGCUCCCAAUCCGAUCGCCCGCAACGCGCCCCAUCCCUACUCGCGCCCACUGCGACGCCCGUCGUCCGCCCUGUACCAGCCUCUCGUCUCGCCGUGCUCCAUUUC
This is a messenger RNA of Boeremia exigua, 629 nucleotides long. RefSeq lists its product as uncharacterized. The record is from RefSeq and is a predicted model, not a curated record. Bases 1 to 462 code for a protein of 153 amino acids. NCBI's taxonomy places the organism in Eukaryota, Fungi, Ascomycota, Dothideomycetes, Pleosporales, Didymellaceae. The transcript has 2 exons.